Molecule: messenger RNA, 894 nt
Organism: Didymella exigua CBS 183.55
Lineage: Eukaryota; Fungi; Ascomycota; Dothideomycetes; Pleosporales; Didymellaceae
Exons: 5
Coding region: 1-894 (297 amino acids)
Source: RefSeq, a predicted model, not a curated record
AUGACGCGGAAAAAAAGCGACACUGUGGCCUCCAAGUAUAUCGAAGCCGUAUCUGGUGCGGAGUUUGCGGUGCAGUGGAAGAUUUCGUCGCCAUGGCCACCGGCGACUAUCCUCUUUGAGUAUUGGCUGGAUCAGAAGAAGGUCGGCGGAAGGUACUGCAAGCAGGAGUUGUACAAGCGCCCGGCCUACAUCUACCUCAUGGAAGGAGCUAGGACAGUGGUCAACGGCCAAGAAUUUGUGCACAAAUUCGCGUUCGCAGCACUCGAUGUCGGUACACGAUGCUGGAUCUGCACCCGCAUGGACCACCAGCUCAUAAAAGACCUCAAAGGCAUGGGCGAGAUCACCGUGAAAGCUUGGUUCGUCAAGAAUCUCCAGACAUUGACCACGGUGGAUCAUUCUCUCAGCAACAGACUGAAAGAGGUAGGCAAGAUACCCGAAAAAGCACUAAAAGGUUGCAUGCUGUCCCAUCAGACCUCUCUUCGAGCCCCACAAGUAUCAGGGAAUGCAGCUUCGCAAGCCAGCCGUGAGUUCCUCGACCCGGAAAGAGAGCCAUUCGCUACGUACACCUUCAAGUAUCGCUCUCGGGAUGUGCUUAAAUCGCUUCUGAUCAUCCCGCGAACCCCCAGUCCGGUGCCUCUCGAGCAGCGAGACAUCGAUACAUUGACCGCCGAGGAAAUGCGCGAGGUGCUCUGCCAGCAGCGGGUGCGUGAUGAAGCAUCUCAACCCGUCAAGCAGGAGCGCGGAGUCAAGCGAGAGCAUGCGCGAGCGCGGAGCAGUACGUACACGGAUGACAGCAGCGAUGAAGUCAGCUUUGUGUCUGCCAGCAAGAGACACCGCGAGCACUACCGUACCACUGUUGAUGAGGACGGCACCGAGGCAAUUGAUCUCACCUGA